Messenger RNA from Toxorhynchites rutilus septentrionalis, 5684 nucleotides. Its product is annotated as semaphorin-1A. Gene Ontology annotation, biological process: axon guidance; positive regulation of cell migration; semaphorin-plexin signaling pathway. Lineage: Eukaryota; Metazoa; Arthropoda; Insecta; Diptera; Culicidae. The coding region runs from base 1180 to 3558 and encodes 792 amino acids. The record is from RefSeq and is a predicted model, not a curated record. Gene Ontology annotation, molecular function: semaphorin receptor binding; chemorepellent activity. The transcript is spliced from 8 exons.
UCAGUACUGAGUGAACGUUUGUUUGAGGUGCGUUCGUGGUUCCUUCCUGUCGGGUUUUCGACGCGCGAAUCUUCUGUUCUUAUUAUGAAUUAAUUAUUAUUCAAUCGAAGGAAAUAAAACAAUAAUAACACUAAGCUGUGUGUGGGAACGAUUAUUUGUGAUUUUUUAUAUUUUCAAAUUGAAAAAAUCGCGCUUGUUUGAAUGUUUAAGGUAAUUUUUAUUGACCGUCUAUGUGUAGUGUGCCUCUCAUGAAGUGAAGUGACCCUACGGUACAACAACGGAGUAAAAGUGCCCUCAUAUUGGAUUGUGAGGAUGAGAAGCUGUGGAAGAGAAAUCUGAGAAAAUGCAUCAUAAGAAUAUACGUGAAAAUACGGUUGAAAACAUGAAAAUUAAUCCAAAUGCGCAUUUCUAAUGAGGCGUAAACAGAAAACGUAUCCUCGCUAAUUGUUGAGUGAUAUUUAUAAAUCAUGUGCGAGCAUGCAAUCAGUUGUUUUCUUAUGUGAUUGUUUUCGAAAGUGAAGUGAACCAAGUUUUCUUUGAAUGAAACAACGUUUUGCCAUUCCCAAGUUCAUAACAAAACCGGCUUGGAUUAUUCAAGUGAAAUUGCAGUUACUGUUGCACCCUGUUUUCGAUUGAUUGAUUCAAUGAUUGAUGGAGCAAGUUCCUGUAUUUAGGGCGUAACGUGACAAGUGUAACCCUUCUAACAAACCAGUGUUCUGAUUCGGAUAUUUUGGAUAUUCAUUAUUUCUUCAAUAACUGGAAUAACAAUUAUCACACAAGUGAGUCACGUUGGAAGCAUACGAUCUUAUCGGGAAUAUUUCUGUCUUGUUGACAUCAAAUGAACAGAUCCACAGCGCAACCCGGCUCAGCAUCCAUUUUUCUCAAGUCCCUCUCGUGAAAUAAAAAUAUGGAAUCCCUUAUGUCGAAGUUAUCUGUUAAGUUGUUUAUGAAAGCAAUCGCUGAUUAGAUAGAUAGUAUUUUACCGCAGAGCGGCUUAACAACAACAUCAAAAAUGCACCGAAUGUGAUGAGGAAAACAUCACCGUAAAGGUGUACCCAAGUGCCUGGACCCUUGUCAGCGAGGGAGAUUGAAGCAAAAAGUGUAGCUGAACAAGUGAAAACAUAAAAGCAUAAGAAUACAUAAAAUACAAACACACACACACACACACACACACGCAUAAUGGAAACCAGCAGGAUAUCGAUAGCGAUGCUGAGGAGACACCUGAACUCAUCCAUUCUCGUCCUAAUAGUGUUAGUUAGCUGCUGCUUAGAUAGGAUAAACAGUUGGACACCAGAUGUCCUGACCAAGUCAUACAUUACAUAUGAUAAUACGAUACCAGCCUUCUUCGGCAACAGUACUGAUUACUUUAAAUUGCUAGACCAAGACGAUAACUCGAUACUGAUAGGAGCGCGAAACGCGCUCUACAACAUCAGUCUCGAUCGAUUGAUCGAGAAUCCGAACCAGCGGGUUCAAUGGACGUCAUCGGAUGCCCACCGGGAACUCUGCACGCUCAAGGGGAAGCUGGAUCAGGACUGCCAGAAUUACAUCCGCGUGUAUGCACGAGUUGGUGCCAAUCGGAUCAUGCUUUGCGGGACGAAUUCGUACAAACCGCUGUGCCGGUAUUACAAUGUGCUCCCGAGUGAUGGGUCGAUUGCGUACGACAGUAACGAGAUGGAAGCACUGGGCCGAUGCCCGUACAAUCCACUUCACAAUAGCACGUAUCUGUUUACCGAUGGCCACCUGUACUCGGCAACGGUAGCAGAUUUUUCAGGCGCAGAUCCUCUGAUCUACCGUGAACCACAGCGUACCGAGCAGUACGAUAGCAAGCAACUUAAUCAACCUGCGUUUGUGAGUUCCGUCGAGCACAACGGAUACGUGUUGUUUUUCUUCCGCGAGAUCGCUGUCGAAUAUAUGAAUUGUGGCAAAGCGAUUUACUCUCGCGUGAGUCGGGUUUGCAAAAAUGACAAGGGUGGACCACAUCCGCUAAACGAUAGGUGGACGUCAUUCCUGAAGGCGAGAUUGAACUGUUCCAUCCCAGGCGAAUAUCCGUUCUAUUUUGAUGAAAUUCAAUCUACCACUAAAACAAUCAACGGUAUCUACGGAGGUGCAUCGAACCAGAUAAUCUACACAGUUAUGACCACUCCGGGAAAUGCCAUAGGUGGAUCAGCGGUGUGCGCUUUCUCCAUCCAAGACAUUCUGGACACUUUCGAGGGCCCAUUCAAGUCUCAGCGGGACAUCCACUCGAAUUGGUUGCAGGUUCCGCAAAGUCAGGUGCCGGAACCGCGACCCGGCAAGUGUGUUGACGAUAGCCGAACCCUGCCGAAGGCAUCGGUAAACUUUGUCAAGAUGAACACACUGAUGGACUCUCCCGUUCAGUCGCUCCAUGCUAGACCGGUGUUCACGAGAGUGAGCUUACUCUAUCGAUUAUCGUCAAUAACGGUGGAUCCCCAGGUGAAAGCCCUGGACGGUAGUACCCACGAUAUCAUUUUCGUAGGAACCAACGAUGGAAAAGUGAUCAAAUUUGUGAACAUUCUGUCAUCAAACACAACCGACGAGGUGAAAACAGUCGUCAUCAGUGAAACGCAGGCAUUUCCGUUGGGUACCAAAGUUAAUGAGAUGACGAUUUCACGGAAAAAUCGCAAACUGAUCGUGAUCAGCAACGGAAAGAUUAUUUCCCUUCCCCUUAGCAAUUGCAAAGAGCACGAAUUCAAAUCCUGCCGCAAGUGUUUGGAACUACAGGAUCCAUACUGCGCCUGGGAUGACGGAAAUCGUGAGUGUCGCACCAUGGAGGACAUCCAAGCUGGCGGGGCACCCGCGGACAAUUUUUAUCAACGUUUAGAGGGAGGCGAUGCCAAUGACAUUUGCAAAAAAUAUGAUCAGCGCGAUCAGCGCCAACAUAACGUGGAGGAUAACGACGUUUAUACGCGUGUCGAUGGGUCUGGUUUUGCCGAAAAAGAGAAACCCAACGAAAGCAAAAAUGUGGUCAUCAUUCAGUCCACCCGGGGAACGGUGUCCUCGAUUGGGCCGAUCGAUAUCGAUAACGAAAUAACAAUGACCUCGAUCGAAGGCAGCGAGCUGACGAAUAAAAUCGGACCCCAUCAGUACCAUCACAAAACAGAUUCCAUCUUCAAAAACGACAUCACGGUAGCCUCAUUGGGAUGGAAGUUCUACAUAAUGCUAGUGGUGUUCUCGGUCAUCAUAGGCAUCGUCCUUGGCUUCCUGAUAACCCGUCACGUGAUUAAGAAACAGUCCUUUCACGGCAGCGAACAUAGGAAUCAACUGAAUUGGCAUCACACGAAAAACUUGAGUAUGCUCUCGCAAAACCGCAGCAGCGGAAAGGAUGUUAAUCUGCUGAUGAAUACCACGAACCAAUAUCACACCCAGCAGCAAGCGAUUGUCCAGCAGCUGCAACAGCACCAUCAGAACAAUAUGAAGGACAACAUUGAUUUCGAUUUCAAAGAUCGAAGCGUCGAAUGCAAGAAUUCGAACGAAAACCUAGAGAAGGACAUCAGCAAAGGCAUGGGCACUCUGCAGAAGGUGAAGAAGACGUAUAUUUGAUAGUAAACUCGCUUUCGGUGAUUGGGAUAAAUAACUGCUGCUACUGCACAAACACACACACAUACCCCUCACUACUUUCCGGUACUAUUUUCCUAAAAACAAAUAAAAAAAACCAUCUCAACAUUUAUAUCGCCACUCAAAAAAAAAGGUUAUUUGCCACCAGUUGGAUCACCAAAUUCUCUCAUUACUUCUGCCUGUGGAUUAUUUCUUCUUCUACUUCUUCGAACUAAAGGAAAGGUACAGGGAUGAAAGAUGCUUACUUCCGUUGAUUAAUAAUAAUUACGUUCAAAAAUGAUCAUGAGUACUACUAGCUAUUUGGAAAAACACAUCAUCCGUAACUUAUAUUCCAUACAUAUAUACAUGCUUCCAACUCAUGGGGUACCGAUCGGCAAUUGAAAUGUACUUUUAACUCGUAAUGUUGAUAACGAUGCAGCAAAUCCAUACUCAACAAAAACAAUAACCCACGACGACGGCAAGCAGAGAUGAAAAUGCAAUAAGGUUUUCUCUUCCCAACAGACUCGACAGUUGAAGACAUUCAAGCCUUAGAGAAGAAUUGUGAGUAGAUGAUGUGAGAAUGUGAUUGAAGAGUGAGAGUAGCUGCCUUUGAGUGUAACGAAAAGCAAAAGUAAAACUCGAAAAAAGCGAAAUGUGUGGCAUAGAUAAUACCUAUAUAUACCAUAUUCGGUGGGCAGCAAAUAUACAUAAUAAGAUAUAAUAUGAACAAUUGUGAGAGACUGCGUGCCUAGCACAACCCGUAGCGCCCUGUUUGCUCGCCCCACUUUUGGUUUAAUGUCGAGGCCUUACAGUUAAACAUGUGCCCAAUCUGAGAACGGAACUGCGCUAAAAUACAAUAGACAGGGAAUGAUAGACCCACUCUAGUUAGUUUAGAGAAUCGCGACUUGCUCCGGUCCCUUAUAGAAAUUGUGAAACGAAACGCAGAACAGAGUUGAAGAUGCCUUAGGAGCAAGCGCUAUCAAAAUGAGAGCAAUACACUUUCCACUAAUUAAUGAAAUUUUAUAUUUACAUCAGAAAGGUGUUUUGCGAGAUGGGCGGCGGCGGCACCUCAAAUUCUUAGCUGCGUGCUGCCUGAAGUCAACAAUUAGCUAGGUGUAUAUUUUCUUUGUUGAUGGGAUGAAUGACCUCCCAACGGAUUGUUUUUGUCGACAUAAGUUAGGCACACGUUCCAAUCAAAUCGAGCCGAGCUCGAUUGCUUAGUUUAAGUUUAAGUUCAACCAACAGCAGGUGCCGAAAAUGUGGCCCCAUUUUUUCGCACACUUAUCUCUUCUUCAUUACAUUAAUGACUGCGAAUAGCCCGUAUGAUUUAAGGAUAGGACUCCCGGUUUUUACUCACACACACACAGCAAGUGUGCGCUGGUAUUGUUCGGCUCCGGAUGUCGAACUUCUAUUUAUCACAAUUUUUGUUUUUCAAUUGCUCAAGAAUCUCAUUCGAAAAUACUCCGGGGGUGUAUGUUGAACGGAAGAACAGGCAAUUAAGUUGCAUUUUUUUUUGUAGAAUUUUAGUUGACAUAACCCACCUUGUAAGAAAAAAAAAGAAGAAAGCAAUACAUCAAGCGCAAAUCCAUCCAUUGUUGUUUCCAAUGAACUGAAACUCUAGCUAUAUUUUUUUUUCUAUACAUAUCGUUUCGCAGAAGUACCCUAUGUAAUUGUGAAAAUACGCAAAAAAAGCAUUAUAAAAUAUUUAUGCCUAGUUUUAUGGACAAAAAAUGUGAUAAACUUGAGUAUUUUUAUUUUGUGUUAUUUUAAAACGAGCUCUAUUGUAGGUUUUAGAAUAGGAGAGGAUACACGACGCAAGAACAUGAACAAUAGUUUUACGCAUGAAUUUUAUGAGACGAAUUGUGUUUUAGAUUGGAAUACGAACAGAAGAGAGAUAUUUUUCAUUUUUAUUUUGUAUUUAGUAAUCUUAUAGAAGAAUGGCAUAUUUCUUCUUGCAGAAUUCAGUCUUGCAUAGGAGCUAUUUUAAUAUUAUAUGUUAAGAUUCACAAUGGAAUGACGUAAAUUAUGCUUAAAUAGAUAUUUAAGAACGAGGAAAUUAUGUAAAAAAAAUGUUAUGACAAUUGUAAAUAUAAACAUAAGUCAUUUUACUAAGUAAUAGACUUAAAAAUAUA